CUCUGAGGACGAGAGAGAGAGGAGCUAUAGGUCCUCCUCUCCCUCUUACCUCUCCCUCUCGCCGCCUCUCUCCCUCCCCCCCUACACACACAUACACACACACACGCACAUAUACACACACGCACAUACACUCACGCACGCACAUACCAAUACACGGACACAGACACACACGCACACACAAGCAAGCACAGUGAUAAAUAUAUAUAGAACACACACACACACACACACACACCUGCACGCAAAUCCCUCCCAAGAAAACCCUGACUGACUGACACACACACACACACACACACACACACACACACACCUGGCACAAUAAGAAUAUCUUGUUACUGGAGGAGGAUAAUUUGCCCUGAGGCCUGGCGGGGGGAGGCGAGAAGGUCGGUGCGGCAGCGGUGGCAGCGGCUUCGGGGCGAGAGGAGGAGGAGGAGGAAGAGGAGGGACGCCAUGAACACGCCGCCCACCAAACAGAAUCGCCUCCCAACAUGAUAUGGUAUGCCCGGCUGCUGUGUCACCACCCUUACGCCGUCCUGACCAGCGUGGUGGUGGUGGUAGCGACUUGCCUGGUGCUCUCCCUCACCGCGCGGCCCCUCCCCUCCUUCGCUGACCCCUCUUUGGGGUUCGUGGCGCGGGGGACCACGGUGAGUCGGCGCGCCGUGGCCUGGGAGAACCUGCUUGAGGCGUCCCGGUACCGCGGCGUGCUCAGCGUCAACCCCUCCGCCGACCCACGUGUGCGCCCGCGACCCCGACCCCGGCAGCCCCAGGACGACGAUAAGCCCCCACCGGUCCACAAGCACAAUGUGUGCGUUGAGGUGACCGACAAUGGUACGACAGUGGUGCCAGACUGCCCCGAGGGAAACCGGGGAAAUUCUAGCCAGAACGCAAGCAUAUCAGAUGAGGUCAAGGAGACGCCGCUCUCGGCCCUCACCAUCAUGGUCAACAAGGUGGAUGAGGGCCGUGGAGAGUACCAGCUGCAGGAUGAGUGGCAGGACAACCACCACACCAACCACCUCCACCUGGGCGAGGACGGCUUCUUCUGCAACCCCGUCGUGCCAGAGUACGGGCGCGUCAUCCUGAAGAGCACAGUGCCGCGGGAAACCCUGCUCACCCUGCAGCACCUCAAGGCCAUCUGCCAGCUGGAUGAUCGCAUGCGUGCCCUGCCAGAGUUCCACCCCAUCUGCGAGACCUGGAGCCCCGGCCGCUGCUGCCCCUCCUGGUCUCUCCCCAACUAUGUGGCGCUCAUCAACAACCGCACCUCCUGCCACAACAUCACACAGGAGGACGUGGUGAAGGUGCACCGUCUGCUCCGCCGCUGCUCCCGCCACCUGGACCUGCAGCUGGAGGGCGGCUGUCAGGGGCCCAGGAAGUGCAACAGUGUGCCCAAGGAGUGCCUCGAGCAUGAUGCCGUCUACACCAUCCUGCACUACCUGAUUGAUGCGGCAUUUCUAAACCCUGAG
Eriocheir sinensis (Chinese mitten crab) is the source of this 1457-nucleotide messenger RNA. RefSeq names its product protein dispatched homolog 1-like. Lineage: Eukaryota; Metazoa; Arthropoda; Malacostraca; Decapoda; Varunidae. The record is from RefSeq and is a predicted model, not a curated record.